CCCCUUAACAGAAGAUAAUUGUCUCCUACCUUUGCAUCUGGCGUCGUCGCGUACCUGGCCGAAAGCCAGGGAACGCUAAACGUAUCUGCCGAGGCUCGAGGACAUCUUGAUCAAGGUUACGAACAUAGUAGCGAUGAUGCACUGAUUGCAGUGCAAAUAAGUUUAUAUGUUCUCUUAACAACUACGGCUCGUUGCUUUCUUUUUCUCAUACAUGAUAAGCCAUCUUCCACGAUAAUUGGAAAUAUGGGAAAAACGCUGGUCUUUACGCUGAUCGCGUUCAUUUCCGGCGUGCGCAUCUCGGCUUCAGGAAAUACGAACAACAUCGAGGAAGAAAGUGUACAGGUUAAGAAGUGCUACAAGGAGCUGGGAUGCUUCGAGUCUGAAGGUUUCUUCCAUGCUCUCUACCGGCCCGUCAACUUCUUUCCCGACGGGCGAAGCCUAAUCAACACCAUGUUCGCCUUCUACUCGCGUAAGAACCCGAUCAAGGAGGAAAUGAUCAAGUGGUCGACACCCAUCAGCGACUACUCGAUGCUGCCUUUCAACGCCAGCAGGCCCACGAAGGUCAUCACGCAUGGAUGGCUGGAUGCGGUGUAUUUCGGACAGUGGAUGACGAAAAUGAAGAAUGCUUUGUUAUUGGCCGGCGACUACAACGUAAUCACCGUUGAUUGGCGAGGAGGGAAUGGACUGCCCUACGCGCAAGCCACAGCCAACACGCGGCUUGUAGGCGCUGAGAUAGCCGCCAUGAUUAAGAAGCUACAGAAAGUGUUCAAGGCAAACGUGUCAACUUUCCACAUCAUGGGUCACAGUCUGGGAGCCCACGUCGCUGGCUACGCGGGAGAGAGGAUUCACGGGCUUGGACGAAUAACCGGUUUGGAUCCUGCGGACCCGUAUUUCCAACACAUGCCUGCUUUCGUCCGGCUGGACCCGACCGAUGCGCGCUUUGUGGACAUUCUCCACACCGACGGAGGGACCGUUCUCGAUCUGGUAAAAGGGGAAGGCCUCGGAAUGUACGAACCGACUGGACACCUGGAUUUCUACCCUAACGGUGGAAGUAAAAUGCCCGGAUGUUCAUUCGGAACGAGCAUAUCGUCCACCUUCAACAAAGGCAUCAUGCAAGCCAUGCGUUCUGCUGUUGUGUGUAACCACGAGCGGGCGGUGACGUACUACCUGGAGACGGUGAGCGACCGGAGCUGCAAGUGGAUGGCGUUCGCCUGCCCUUCGUACCACAUGUACAAGCGGGGCCAGUGCUCGGACUGCGGCCACGACGGGUCCCGCUGCGCGCGCAUGGGGUUCUACGCGGACAAGUGGAAACCCAAAAGCAACACCUCGGUUCGCAUGUAUCUGACGACCAUGACGGCGUACCCGUACUGCGCCUUUCAGUACUCCGUGAUUAUCGAGCUCUACAAGGACGACAAAACUGUCUCGGCGACCGGAUAUUUCACCCUCACCUUGGACGGCGAACAUCGGAGUGCCGACAUUCAGAUAAACAAAAAGCCAUUGACGCUGUAUCCGAGGGCUCAACACCCGUUCCUGGUCACGACGGACAAGAACGUGGGCAAAAUCCUGAGGGCCUCCUUCUCGUACGAGAGCAGUCGUUACCUUUUCUUCCGGACAAACCUGCAGCUGUGGAGAGUGCGCGUGCUGUCCAUGAACGAACCGGUCAACAGAGAUGACAAGAAGAAUAAGACGUUGGCCUUCUGCUACCACGACAAGGCUGGUAUUCCACCGGGAGAGGGUGCCCAUUUGACUCCGUGCUAACGUUUUCGUAAGAUUAAAAGAAA
This is a messenger RNA of Rhipicephalus sanguineus (brown dog tick), 1781 nucleotides long. RefSeq names its product pancreatic lipase-related protein 2. The record is from RefSeq and is a predicted model, not a curated record. Gene Ontology annotation, molecular function: triacylglycerol lipase activity; protein binding. NCBI's taxonomy places the organism in Eukaryota, Metazoa, Arthropoda, Arachnida, Ixodida, Ixodidae. Bases 244 to 1758 code for a protein of 504 amino acids. The transcript has 10 exons. Gene Ontology annotation, biological process: lipid metabolic process.